GAUGACCCCCGCGCCCGGUUCCCCGUCAAGCCAGUGAGAUCCGGCGCCUCUUCUUCUUCUUCUCCUCCUCCUUCUUCUUCUCUUCUGACGCGGCAUGUUUCAGCGGCUCGUGGUGCCCCUCCUGGGAAGUGUCCUGCAAGUCGGAACGCGGAGAGGGCUCGGGAUGGAUGCCGCGCUCGUGACGGUGUUGCUCGCAGCGGUUGGUGCUCUGGCCAAUCAGGAGCCUUGUAACUCGAAUCACUUCACCACCGAUGGGGAGUGUUGUAAGCAGUGCCAACCUGGGGAGGGAGUCAUCAAACCCUGCGGAGCAACACAGACCGUCUGCCAACCCUGCCUCGAUAGUGAGACUUUCUCUGAAAACUUCAGUCACACCGAGCGAUGCCAGCCGUGCACACGCUGCACAGGCCUGCUGCGCAUGGAGACGCCGUGCACAGACUCCAACGACGCCACCUGUGUGUGCGACUACGACUACUACAUGAGUGCGGUCACCAGCCGCUGCGAGCUCUGCACCAAGUGCCCCGAGGGGCAGGGCAUGCUCUACAGCUGCGAGGACAACCGUGACACCGUGUGCGAGUCGUGCACCGUGGACACCUACUCGGACCAGGAGAGCACGAGGGAGCCCUGCAACCCCUGCACCGUCUGUGACGAGGAGGUGGAGGUGGAGAUUAAGAAGUGCACUUCCACCAGUGACACCGUGUGUAAAGAGCUGAACCCCCAGUUCCCCUCCGUGUCGCCGUCCCCUGUGUCCGGUUCGUCCACGCCCUUCUUCGUUUAUGACAACUCCCUGCCGGAAGGCCCUCCCCCCGACGGCACCAUGGAGAGCUCCCCCACCACCACCGACGGCCCCAAACUCAUCUACCAGGGCCUGCACGACAAGCUCAUCCCCAUCUACUGCUCCAUCCUGGCAGCCGUGGUGGUCGGCCUGGUGGCCUUCAUCAUCUUCAAGAGGUGGAACAGCUGUAAGCAGAAUAAACAGGGAGGCAACAACUCCGCAGCAAGCCAGAAUCAGAGCCCGCCCCCAGAAGGCGAGAAGCUCCACAGUGACAGCGGGAUCUCCGUCGACAGCCAGAGUCUGCAGGAGAGCCAGGCCCAGACCCAGACUGUGGUCACCAUGGAUGAGGAGCCAUGUUUGCUCCUCCCUCUCCACACCAGAGAGGAGGUAGAGAAGCUCCUCUACCGUGGCUGUGAUGGCGACGACUCCGCCCACAUGGAGGACAGCGACUGGUGCAACCUGGCCGGUCUGCUGGGGUACGAGGAGGAGCGCAUCGCCACCUUCAGGCAGGAGGAGCACCCUGUCCGCGCGCUGCUCUCUGAUUGGGCGAGGCAGGACUGUGCCAGCAUGGACACGCUGUGCACGGCGCUUCGCAAGAUCAACCGCAACGACAUCGCACAGAGCCUGCUGCUCAACCCCGGUUCCACCAAACCUACAGCCACGUCAGUGGUGUGAUUUACCCAUGAUGCACCUGUACCCUCAGCUCUGUGGUAUUCUUCAGUUGCCUCAUUCCACAAGCCAAGCAGUAAAAUUAUUCCUCUAUGACGCCAUCGGCUGCAGUAAAGAUGUCACACACUGACUUCAAAUGGUCGCAUUUGAUUUCCAAACAAAGACCUCUACCAAAUUAGACCAAAAUAACAGUCAUCAAUCACUUUAAUCAGAUUAACACUUAGCUGGAUAAAAAAGAAGAAAAAAAAAGAAGCUGUCUCCUCUCAAGAUGUUUACCAUCAGGAUGUGACCACAAACUGUGCAAAAAAAUGUUGCCGAGCACAAAGUUCCCAUCAGGAUGAAGACAUGACAAAACAGCUCCGCGGGAUUCAGGGGCCUCGGUAUCGUAGCGUCCCCUUUCACAAACAAACCCCUCUAACCCCGGAGGAGCAACGAGUAAAGAAUCUGACGUAGAAAUUCUAGUGGAUCAAAAAUCUUUCUAUUUUCAUUGCGUUCCUUCUUUUUCCCCCGCUUCGCCGCACAGACGCGAGACGUGUUCUGUGUUCCUUACAUUUACCCUCCUGUGCUAUGCAACCAACGGAGCGCGAACCCUGGCCAGACCCACGAGGGGAGCGUUGGUGUUCGGACGCUGCUCACCUCGUUUACCGUCGCGUGAGAUACAGUAAGCUAACGGCUAACCUGCCUUCAGCAGAUCUGUAUACUAAAUCUGCCCUAAAACUCCAACGUGAGAGCUUAUACCAGAGCGACCCACUUUCCCUUCUGCAAACCUGAAAGUCCAGUCACUCAGACCCGGCCUAGUCAUUCCAGCAAUGCCUGAAAUAACAUAUUGAGCGUUUUGUUGAUACCAAGAGCGCCUUACAGAGGGCUAAAUGGGGGCAGCAUUUUGCCUGGGGACACUUCAGCAUGACAUGUUGCCUGCAGGGAGCUGCGGGGAAUCAAUCUCGCGACGUCGGGGGGCCUCCUGCUUCUUCAGCGAUCGUCGCCGUGUCCACUGACACAAUUUGUGACUUUAAACACAGUGACUUUGUGUAUUCCGAUAAGCACUGCCCCCCCCCCCCGCUGUAUGGGUGGUCCUCGGGAAAUCGCACGAGUGGAGAAAUAUGAGUCUGUUCACUCGGGCUGAUCUGCAUAACACAGGAGCUCCAGCCGGGCUCCUCUGGCCCACAUAAAGGACUUUACAUCCAAAUCUCUCCCAUCCAGGAAAAGCCAUGUAGAUAGACACAAACACACACACACACACACACACACACACACACACACACACACAAGUAAGAGGUAUGUAACCAUGCAUGCAUGUACUGUUCACUGCCAUAAAAAUGCUUUUCCACAUAUGCAAAAAUGUGUUGCACAUCCUGACGGAGACACAAAGAGCAACAAUCCUGCCAUAUUUCGAGCAAUCCGACGAGGGACCAUAUACUGUUACCGAGCUCGUAUUACUAGCUAAUGUACGAACAACUGUGUGCAAGCUGCCGGAAACAUCCUGUCAGCUGCAGCGUGUCUUUCCUGGGUGGUGCUAUCUUACAGUAAACCGCUUGUAGAAACUAGCCACUCAUAUUCAGCUGGUACACAAUUACCAUGUCGGAAUACACAGUACAUCAAAAUACACACAGUUCCACCGAAUACACACAAGGACAUCGAAGUACACACAGUUCCUCGGAAUACACACAAGUACAUCAAAAUACACACAGGUCCACAGGAUACACACAAGUACAUCGAAAUACACACAGUUCUUCAGAAUACAAGUAAAUCAAAAUACACAGUUCCUCAGAAUACACACGAGUACGUCGAAAUGCACACAGUUUCUCAGAAUACACACAAGUACAUCGAAAUACACACAGUUCCUCAGAAUACACACAAGUACAUCGGAAUGCACACAGUUCCUCAGAAUACACACAAGUACAUUGAAAUACACACAGUUCCACAGAAUACACACAAGUACAUCAAAAUACACAGUUCCUCAGAACACACACAAUUACAUCGAAAUGCACACAGUUCCUCAGAAUACACACAAGUGCAUCGAAAUACACACAGUUCCUCAGAAUACACACAAGUACAUCGAAAUACACACGACACAUUUAAAGACAAUUUCUCAAAAUACACUCAGUGGUACCCACUGUUACGUGGACAUAAGAGCGUUGAACGGUCAGGACCAAUAAUCCCAUCUUGUUCUUUCCUUUCUCAGGGUAUCUGGAAUUACUCUGUGACAUAAUCGAUAUUUGCAUUACCUUAGUAAUCGAGGCAAGGACAAUCAGGCUAACUCGGGAAUCUUUUUCAGUUCAGGUAGAGAAAGAGACGGACGGUGUGAGUGGGACCCAGACAGGGAUUUUUCUUUUUCUUUUUGCAGAUGACAAUCCUUCAGAGCGAUGAAAGAGGAGGAAAGAGGUCAGGGAAAAUGGCGACAGUGUCUAGUUUCUCAUUGUUUUCAACAAUGACCUCUGCAUAAAAGGCGAGUCACAGGAGACACGGGUCGGGGGGGGGGCGUGGGGUGAAUCCAGAGCAAGGGAAAGAUGAAAAGAGGGAACUCGGAUGCAAAAGGUUCGGCUUAAUCAAACGGUCUCGUGAAAUCUAGAAGCGCUUGCUUUGUCAAAGUCACAUAAAAGUCAAGCGGCAUGUGCUCGUUCCUCGCUGAAUGUAGGCCGUUACUGUGUUGUGCGGCACAAAUUUUGGUUCUGAUCAUUUAAAUCUUUCUCGGUCAGUAUUAUUACCAUGCCAAUAUAUAUUAUUAUAUUAUAUGUUAUAUAUAUAAUUAUAUAUUAUAUAUAAUAUAAUAUAUUUUAUAUUAUAUAUAAUAUAAAUUGUAUUAUAUAUUAAUAUAAUAUAUUUAUUAUAUUAAUAUAUAUUAUUAUGUAUUAUCUGUAAUAUAUAUUACAUCAUGCCUCCUAGAUAAAAAAAGGCCAACUUUGUUUCUGCCUAUAUUCCAUUUUGCCCCCGACGUCUGCUUGUUAGGCGGCCAUUUAAAUGAAGUAUUUUUGUUUUGUUGAAUUAACUUUACUCCUGUCCUUGAUAGCAACAGAUGUUACUAUGAAUGAAGUUCUCGCUCUGUUCAUCAGGGGUUUUCAUGUUUGUGUCAUAGCAGUUGUAAACAAUAUUGUUAAAUGUCUUUGUUUGUUUGUUCAUUUUAUUUUUAUAAAGUUAGAUUGUAGCACUUAAACAUGUAUGUAAGCAAUGACGUCUGUUCUGCGUCUAAGUGCCUGGCGUCUUUUUCAGGUAUCUGCCGAUCUUUCCACUGAUUUUUCUUAAUAUAUUUGUUGUCUUUAGUUGUUUUUGUAUUAUUUGUCCUUUUUUUAUAUUGUGAACUUAAAAACAGUAGAGAUUUGACUUAAGUUAAGCCUGGACGGCUUGUUGUACUGUAUCUGUGUGAAAGGGACUUUGCUGUGAUCUAAAUGUCACCUGAUUAAAAAAAGAAGCUGGGGUGGUUAAAUGGAAGGUGGGUACCUUGAUAAAGUACUGGGUACAGUUAAUGAAAACCAGUAAAUUGCAAAAGUGAUGGGGAAUGUCAGCUGUUGUGGGGGCCUUAAAGCCAGGGACAAGCACAGGGAACGCCGACUCAAGUCACAGUUAAUCGAAAGGAAAACCUCUGCCCUUCCGGUUGGAAAUACGUCACUCGGACAGCCGCUGAGCAAGGCAUUGGAACGUGGACAGUUUUGUUGACUUGAUGAUCGGUGAGGUGUUAAAACUUGGGAGCUAGUGUUUUGCGCAUCCUACGCUAUCCCUAUAUCUAUGCACUGUUAGAGUAGUUGAAGAAGUAUUUGACAAAGGCACAAACUAAAGUUUAAUUCAACCGGGUGAUUGAUGCUAGUUUUGUGAUGGGAGUGCUAGUCUUGGUGAGAGCUACCAGACCUACAUAGUAGCUGUGGUGGUCAUAUGCAGUGGUGGAUCUAGAGAUUUUUUCCUGGGGUGGCAAAGGGGUGGCAAGACUGUGUCCCAGAGGUGGCAGCUGCCAUCCUUUGCCACCCUGUAGAUCCGCCCCUGGUCAUAUGUAUGUUGAUGUUGUCAGUACUGACGGAGACGUGCUACUUGUACAUCUUGCAUCACCAUUUCUUUUCAACCUAAACGUCUGACUUCAAUGUGACAUUUGAGUUUUCGAUGGAUCGAGGAAGUUGCGCCAGCAAGAUGUGGCGUCUUAAACAUGGGAGGGGAGCUCUGUGAAUCCAACCCCCCCCCCAAAAAAAAAAAAAACAAACCCCACAACCUGAGCUUCAGUCACAUUUUCUAAACUAUCCUUUUAUCUGGCCUUUUAUCGUCCAGAGUCUCAGCCUUCUGGUGGCCAUGUUGGAGGUUGUCUCAGUAGCAUUAAACAGCCAUGUUUGAUGGGGGCCAAUCAUUUUUACACAAAUAUAUUCAGUGGACCACAUCUUUAGAUAAUAUUAGACUGGAAUUUAGCUUGAUAACAGCAGUAUUUAAGUUAACCUCCUAUAUUGUCUUUUAGUCAUAACAUCUCAUUUGCGCUAUAGCUAACAUUAAGUGACUAGUAUUUAGCAUUUCUUUGUGGCUAAAAGUUACUUAUAAUCUCUUAACGGUUGCUGUCAAGUCAGUUUGCUGGCCAAGUAAUUAACAAAAUCAAAAAUGUUUUUGUUUUUGGGUUAACACGUGGCAAAAUCCCAGGCCAUAGCUUUGGAGUAGUAGCUAGCUACGGCUAAAGUCAAGCUAAUUUUUCAUAACUUGCCUAAAUUAGAAAGCUCAUCUCACACUAAAUUAUCUUCUAUUGUCAAUAAUUUUACAAUGCGUUUCUGUGAUCACGAUAUACAUUUUAUGCAUCCAAUUUUUUUCUUUCACAGUUGUAGUAAAGUUGGACAGUGUAUUCAGAACACCAGACCUCCAAGAUGCUGCCAGUUGUAUUUUCUCUGAGAUUUCUUCACCAUAAAUACUAUCUAAUGAUAUGAUGGAUUAGAUGGAUAUAUAUAUAUAUAUAUAUCCAUCUAAUGAUAUUAUUGCAUGGUACCUGAUUUUUUUUUUUUAAUGAAAAGUUUCUCUGGGUCUUUUCAAUUCUGUUCCCUGUGGUUAUUAUAGCCUAAUAUGGACAGAUCUAUAGCCUCAAAAUCAGUCUCCAGAUCAGAAACUGACUGAAAGUUGUAUUUUCCCAAGAAAGUAUUAAACUUUAUGUGUCAAGGUCAGGAAAUUGAGUUAAAGACAAGAAGACGCUGACUUGUACAGUAAACCAGAUUGAUGGUGUAAGGUUGAAGCUGUCAUUUUCUUGGAAAGAUGGCGGGGUUAGAGACUGGAGGUAUGGCUGGAAGAGAAUGGGGGGUUGUAUAUCACAAAACUGACAAAGGGCACCAGGACUGAAGUGUACAGAACUCAGAAAUACUGAAUUUUCCCCUGUAUUUGCUAAUACAUAUACUGUAUUAUAACUAAUGUGAAUUUGCUAAAUUCCUGCAAAUUAGCAGCAAACUCAAUAAGAUAAUAAAGGCCUUAAAUCUGA
Lampris incognitus (smalleye Pacific opah) is the source of this 6863-nucleotide messenger RNA. RefSeq names its product nerve growth factor receptor b (gene ngfrb). Gene Ontology annotation, cellular component: cell surface; plasma membrane. Lineage: Eukaryota; Metazoa; Chordata; Actinopteri; Lampriformes; Lampridae. The coding region runs from base 95 to 1447 and encodes 450 amino acids. The record is from RefSeq and is a predicted model, not a curated record. Gene Ontology annotation, biological process: Rho protein signal transduction. Gene Ontology annotation, molecular function: coreceptor activity; death receptor activity; nerve growth factor binding. The transcript is spliced from 6 exons.